Molecule: messenger RNA, 486 nt
Organism: Suillus subaureus
Lineage: Eukaryota; Fungi; Basidiomycota; Agaricomycetes; Boletales; Suillaceae
Product: Skp1 family, dimerization domain-containing protein
Exons: 6
Coding region: 1-486 (161 amino acids)
Biological process (GO): SCF-dependent proteasomal ubiquitin-dependent protein catabolic process; mitotic cell cycle
Cellular component (GO): nucleus; cytoplasm
Molecular function (GO): cullin family protein binding
Source: RefSeq, a predicted model, not a curated record
AUGGUCCAUCUCGUUACUUCCGAUAAUGUGGAGUUCGUAGUCGACAAGGAGGUUGUUGAGCGCAGUGUUCUCAUCAAGAACAUGCUUGAAGAUGUUGGAGAGUCCGAUCAAUCCAUACCUCUGGCCAACGUUUCGUCGGCGGUACUGAGGAAGGUCAUAGAGUACUGUGAACACCAUAGGGGCGAACCCUUGCCUAGCGCAGACGCCGACCAGAAUCAGGAUGAGACCCGCAAGCGGACAACCGAUAUCAGCGAAUGGGACCAGAAGUUCAUAACUGUUGACCAAGAGAUGUUGUUCGAAAUCAUCCUCGCUGCAAAUUAUCUCGAUAUCAAGUCGCUGCUCGAUGUUGGAUGCAAAACGGUUGCCAACAUGAUCAAGGGAAAGACCCCUGAUGAAAUCCGUCGUCUCUUUAACAUCGUCAAUGACUUCACUCCAGAGGAAGAGGCGCAAAUCAAAAAAGAGAACGAAUGGGCAGAAGAUCGAUGA